Morone saxatilis (striped sea-bass) is the source of this 4618-nucleotide messenger RNA. Its product is annotated as catenin delta-1-like. Gene Ontology annotation, biological process: cell-cell junction assembly; cell-cell adhesion. Gene Ontology annotation, cellular component: adherens junction; plasma membrane; nucleus. The record is from RefSeq and is a predicted model, not a curated record. Gene Ontology annotation, molecular function: cadherin binding. Lineage: Eukaryota; Metazoa; Chordata; Actinopteri; Moronidae.
AUGGAUGUGUGUAACGGCCCCCCUCUUUCCCCUCGGGGCUGUGCAGUGUGUAUGGAGCAGUGUGAGAGCGCAGCGGCUCUGCUGGAGUCGGUCAGGGAGCAGGAGGUGCAGUUUGAACAGCUGACCCGGGCACUGGAGGAGGAGAGGAGGAGAGUGGGCCUCCCCGCCACCAGCCCCUCUGCCCUGGGUCGCCCCCUCCCGCACACACAGAACGGGCGUUUAGGGGAUGCAGACAUAGAACGUCUGAAACUGACUGACUCAUACAUAAACGGCACACAGUACAGAAUGGUGGACCCCGCACACGGCGCUCUAGAUGAGAGCUACACACCAGAGGACGACUCCCAGGAAGUACACUCAGUCUUUUCUGACGAGGGAACCGCACGACGGCCAGACAAUGGGAUGAAGAAACCAAUCUCACGCACGGUCAUGCCCUCUGACUCGAUGUCCAUUGAUGGAGGCUUGUCGAUGCCCGGUAUGGGGGGGUACAGCGCCACACUUGACCGUCCUUACAGACAGCCUAUGCCAGCAGACUACCCCACGGCCACAGUGCCCAGAAACUACCACUAUGGCCCUGUAGGGGGUUACGAUGACUACCGGGGAGCCCCGCCAUCAGAGGCAUACACUAGUCUGAGCCGGGGCUCACACAUGGACGACCGUUACAGGCCAGUUGAUGGCUACAGGACCCUGGACUCUGGCUACCGGGCCCCAAGCCGCCAGCAGCUUGACCCGUAUGCAGCACAGCCCCAGGUGAGCCGGGGAAUGAGGGCCCUGGGCUCAGCGUUGGAGAUGAGGUAUGGCCAAGGCCACUACGGUCUGGAGGAUGACCAGCGCAGUGUUGGAUAUGAUGACUAUGGCAUGGGGCCUCCACCAAUGCACCCUGGAGGCUACGGUACCAUGCCCCGCCUCGGGCCUGGCCCCAUGGGUAUAGACAGACGAAGACUCAGGAGCUGUGAGGAUACUUUGGAUGGAGAUAUGGGAGGAGGUGACCCUUAUGUCUGGGGCGCUCCCAUGACGAUGGAGAGGGGGAGCAUGGCUUCACUGGACAGCACAUUGAGGAAGGGUCCUCCUGCUUCCUGGAGACAGCCGGAGCUGCCGGAGGUCAUUGCCAUGUUGAGCUAUCGUCUGGACCCUGUCAAGACCAACGCUGCUGCGUUCCUCCAGCAUCUCACAUUUAAAAAUGAUAAGGUGAAGUCAGACGUGCGUCGUCUGAAGGGCAUCCCAGCCUUGGUGUCGCUACUAGACCACCCCAGCAAGGAUGUGCACCACUCAGCCUGUGGAGCACUAAAGAACAUUUCAUAUGGGCGAGACCAAGACAACAAGAUCGCCAUCAAGAACUGCGAUGGAGUGCCCGCUCUAGUCAGGUUACUGAGAAAAACCCGCGACCAGGAUCUCACGGACACUAUCACAGGCACCUUGUGGAACCUCUCGUCCCACGACUUGGUAAAGAUGGAGAUCGUGGACCAUGCCCUACAUGCCCUAGCUGACGAGGUGAUCGUUCCUCACUCCGGCUGGGAGCGAGGGAGCAACGGAGGAGAGGAGAGCUGCAAACCACGCCAUCUGGAGUGGGAGACCGCCUUGACCAACACUGCUGGCUGCCUUAGGAAUGUGAGUUCAGAACGCAGCGAGGCCAGGCGAAAGCUGAGAGAAUGCACAGGAUUGGUGGAUUCACUCAUGUACGUCGUCCAAUCACAGAUCAACCGCAAAGAUGUGGAUAAUAAGUUGGUGGAGAACUGUGUCUGCCUCCUGAGGAAUCUGUCCUAUCAGGUUCACCGCGAAGUCCCCGGCUGUGAGCGCUAUGCAGAGGCCGCACCCCUCAACCAGGGGCCGCCCACCGCUAACAAAGGUGGCUGCUUUGGCUCUCGAAAGGGCAAAGAUGAGUGGUUUUCCAAAGGAAAGAAGGAUGGAGAUGAUGGAAGUGGAGAUCAGGUCGACAUUCCAAAGAGGACAACACCUGCAAAAGGUUACGAGCUGUUGUUCCAACCUGAGGUGGUUCGUGUUUACACAUCGCUGCUCAGAGAGAGCAAGAACCCCUCUGUGCUGGAGGCUGCUGCGGGCGCCAUCCAGAACCUGUGUGCCGGGCGAUGGACUUAUGGUCGGUAUAUCCGGGCCACUGUGCGCCUGGAAAAGGGUCUUCCCAUGAUGGCAGAGCUGCUGGCUCAUGGAAAUGACCGUGUGGUGCGGGCAAUGUCCGGAGCCUUGAGGAACCUCGCCAUCGACAACCGUAACUGCGAACUGCUCGGUUUGCAUGCAGUGCCUCACCUUGUGGCCAACCUGCCUGGAGGCCAGAGUCAGUCUGGGCGCGCUCUAUCAGAGGAGACAGUAGUGUCUGUACUGAGCACACUCGCUGAGGUGCUAGGCAACAGCCUGGAGGCAGCAAAGACCCUCCGAGCCUCGCAAGGCAUUGAGAGACUGGUGCUCAUCAACAAGGACGGCAAGCGUUCAGAUCGUGAGGUGCGGGGGGCCGGCCAGGUGCUGCAGCUCGUCUGGGCCCACAAAGAGCUGCGCCGGCCUCUUGAGAAAGAUGGCUGGAAGAAGACUGACUUCAUGGUCAACCUCAACCCCAACACCAGCACCACCAACGGCCCAAGUACUAGAGCCAACGGCACCUAUGAAGACAGCACCACGCCACUGCUAGACAGAGGGGAAAAGAGGGACAUGAUUCCACUAAAUGACCUCGGCCCUGAGGCCUACUCUACACUGGACCAGAGGGAGAGGAGACACACUCUGGAUGAAACCACAGACACUUUACCGCGAGGGGUGUAUGGGGGCAGAAAGGGCUCCUUGCCUCUGUUGGACUCCUACGAUGGUUAGCCCUCCCCCCCUCCCCUCUACCCUCCCUCUGCAUGUAACAGCAUGAAAAACUGAUAGUGUGCAUCACCCAGACUGGGCCGUCCCUGCCCUACCACUGCUACUGAGGAGAGAAGAUCCAGAUGCACACUCUCUCUCCCUCUCGUCUCCCCCCUCUUCCCCCCUUCCUCACCUCUCUUUCUCUCUCUAUCACCACACAGAUGGGAUUAGAAGAUGAGGGUUGGCAUCCAAAGAAAGUGGCUGUGUUGCAGGCAGAACGUUUCAUGCAGCACACACGUACAGAUACAUACACACCUACUUUUUACAAAUUCAUUCAACUGUAGCAACAGAAAUAUAUAUUCCGUUUUUUUUAAUUAUAAUUCCUAUGUAAAGGCAAUCACCUUUGUUGACAAUCAUUUAAUUCUGGUGUUGUCAUCCUGCUUGUUUUUAUUUCUUCUUGCUGUUGUCAACAUUUUGGUAAAGUUUGUCAUGGUCAACAUGUUGCUGCCAACACCCACAUCCUAACGACGAAUUUGUACUUGUAUGUAGGGUAUAUACUGUAUAUAAAAAGAAAAACGGGAUGACUGCAUUAGUUUUGGCUCAUUAAUUUAAAUUGCCCUUUACUGGGAUCGUUGGGAGGUUGGGACGAGCCGGCAGACCGACGGCCGCCCUGUAGAUUGAGAAUGUUGUUUAUAUAGGAGUUAUUUUCCUGUCUAGAAUUAUUUUCUCUCGGUUGGGAUGAGCACAGGAGUAGACCAGAAAGGGCAGGUGUGUGUAUAUUUGUCAUACAGUAAACCUGUGGCUGUGUGCAUGUGUGUGUGGAAAAUGAAUAUGGACCUUAGAGUGAGUGUGUUUUUGUGUGUGCGCACAGACCAGACCCAUAAGACCACACGUUUAAGCAUUAUUUCAUCUGUUCAUGUUGUCUAUUUUUAUCUUGUGCUCCUACUCCUGUGACUAAGCAUUGUUUGUUAUUUUGUUUUGUUAGUUUUUAUGUACCAACUGCCUCUUUGUUUUUUUGAUACCUUCAUUUCUCACCUUUUCCCCCCUCCCCCAGUGAAAAAAAUGACAAUUGAGCUGCUGCGCUUUGACUUUUCUGUCUGGAUUUAGCCGAGCAGACCAGUACAACACAUCAAACUUGAUACUGAAAUGUGAAGCUGGGAAAAUACACUACUAAACCACUAAAACCAUUUCUGGCUCUACUGUAACAGUUUCAUACCAUAGACUCAACCUUCUUAGCUUAUUCUUUAUUUAGAAAGCAACAAAUACUUCCAUGGGAGGAUUUCUUUGGAAUAUCUAUCAGUACUUGCUGUUUUUUGUUCACAUUGGCAUCUGUGAUGUGCCAUUUUAUUAAGAGAAACACAUAAUAUGGGAGACUUCUUCACUCAGAAGAGACUCGAGUUUUAACAGACAGACUGGGGAGAGAUACUGACAUUUAAUUUAAUUUGGGAGAUGGACAAAAAGCACAUUUUGGUCUAUAAUCCAUUUAGUUUUUUUGUUACAUUUUUUUCACUCUGUCUGGUUUGUGUUUUAUUUUAUUCCAGGGUUUGUAUGUUUGGGAGAGGUGGGUGAGAGAAUUAUGCAAUUUGUUCAACUUUUUAGUCCCAGUUUUACCGCCGAGUUGUUUUUUUGUUUUGUUUUUUAAGGCAAAAGAGACCAAUCAUCUUUGUUUUGUUUUUACUCUCCACACACAGUAUAUUUGUAAUGUUGCCUAUCCAUGUAAAAUUAUGAUGUACCAUUCAUACCUGCCUUGGCUCUGAGAAGUUGCUUUUUUCAGUAAAGUAUGUAACUGGUAAUACUGUUUUUAUAAAUAAAGAUCUUUUCUUAGACAAGA